Dovyalis caffra is the source of this 334-nucleotide messenger RNA. Lineage: Eukaryota; Viridiplantae; Streptophyta; Magnoliopsida; Malpighiales; Salicaceae. The record is from the annotation of a GenBank genome assembly.
GAUAGUUUUAACAGAAUAAAAUAUGUACAAGAAGAGGUGGAAGAUAGGGACAUAGUUGGCAAUCUAAUAAGCACAAGCACGUACAGAAAAGGAAUUGCAUUAUCUAGCAUGGGAAUUUCUUCACUUUGUAAAGUUCUAUUUCUUUUACAGCUGAACUUGCUACCUCUCUUUGUAUCUUCUGAUACAAAAAAUGUUCUGAAAGAGAGUUCAGAUUCUUCUCCAUUACCUGCCAACUUUCUCUUUGGGACUGCCUCUUCUUCUUAUCAGUUUGAAGGAGCUUACCUGAGUGAUGGUAAAGGUUUGAACAACUGGGAUGCUCAUGCCCAUAAACCAG